UUAGCAUGUGUAUGUCCUACGUCACGUCCGGUCGCCUCGCGCAUCUUGAAGUGGGUGAAAGGUGAAGCAGUCGGACCCGGACCCACGGACCUGGACCUGCGGACUCUGAUUGGAUCCUUCGUCGGUUCGUUUCGUCACAGAAAACACGAUGCUGCAGAACACCGGGAAGUUAGCCGGAUGUACACUCUUCAUCACCGGAGCCAGUCGAGGCAUCGGAAAAGCCAUCGCCCUGAAAGCCGCUAAAGAUGGCGCUAACAUCGUCAUCGCUGCUAAGACUGCAGAACCACACCCCAAACUCCCAGGAACCAUCUAUACGGCUGCACAGGAGGUGGAGGCUGCUGGUGGGAAGGCGUUGGCCUGUGUCGUAGACAUUCGUGAUGAGCAGCAGAUCGGAGAUGCAGUUCAGAAAGCAGUCGAUAAGUUUGGAGGUAUUGAUAUCCUGGUAAACAACGCCAGUGCCAUCAGCCUGACGGGAACUCUGGCCACACCCAUGAAGAGGGUGGACCUGAUGUUGGGGAUCAACCUGAGAGGAACCUACCUGACGUCGAAGCUCGUCAUCCCUCACCUCCUGAAGAGUCGCAGUCCUCACAUCCUCAACCUGUCGCCUCCGCUCAACCUCAACCCCAUCUGGUUCAAGAACCACACUGCGUACACGAUGGCGAAGUACGGCAUGUCCAUGUGCGUCCUGGGGAUGGCCGAGGAGUUCAGAGGUCAAAUCGCCGUCAACGCCCUCUGGCCCAAAACAGCGAUCCAGACGGCAGCGAUGGACAUGCUGGGUGGGGAGGGCGUGGCCAAACAGUGUCGUACGGCCGACAUCAUGGCGGACGCUGCCUACGCCGUCCUGACACAACCGACCGACUACACUGGACACUUCCUGGUGGACGAGGACGUUUUGAAAGGGCAGGGAGUCCAGGACUUUGAGCUGUACGCCGUCCAGCCAGGUCACCCUCUGCUGCCAGACUUCUUCCUGGAUGAAGCACCAGAAACACUCGUCCAGAAAAUGGAGGAACACGGGGCAACCCCAGCUUUCAAACCCGCCUCCUCCUCGGCCACACCCCCCUCUGCUGGACCAAUAGAGAGCACAUUUGACGUCAUCAGAGGAGUCAUCAACGAAGACGUCGUCAAGUCGACACAGGGUGUUUAUAAGUUUGACCUGUCAGGCGAACAUGCCGGCGUCUGGUUCCUGGAUCUGAGGAGUGGGUCGGGCAGCGCCGGGCAGGGAGAACCGGCCCUCAAAGCUGACGUCAUCAUGACGAUGGACUCUGGAGAUUUCAGCAAGAUGUUUGCAGGGAAGCUGAAGCCCACCAUGGCCUUCAUGUCGGGGAAGCUGCGCAUCAAAGGAGACAUGACACUGGCCAUCAAACUGGAGAAACUGAUGAACCGCAUGGCCAAGGCCAAGCUGUGAAGGCCACGCCCACUGGGUCUGGCCCCCCUGCCUUCUGGGCCUGGCCCCGCCCUCUCAGCAUGGCCCCGCCUUCUGGGUCUGGCCCCGCCCUCUGCCUUAACAGUGGAAACACACUGAAACUUGUACUAAUAAUAAAGUCCAUAAUGAAGACAGCUGGUUUAUUAACCAUGAGUGACAUCACACACUGACACCUGUAGAAGUGGGAGGAGCCUCACACCUCCCACCUGAUUUUGUCAAAAUGUGAAGUAGGAAUAAAAAGGAUGGGUCCAAAUUCAAGUGUG
Sphaeramia orbicularis (orbiculate cardinalfish) is the source of this 1686-nucleotide messenger RNA. RefSeq names its product hydroxysteroid dehydrogenase like 2 (gene hsdl2). The coding region runs from base 149 to 1405 and encodes 418 amino acids. The record is from RefSeq and is a predicted model, not a curated record. NCBI's taxonomy places the organism in Eukaryota, Metazoa, Chordata, Actinopteri, Kurtiformes, Apogonidae. The transcript is spliced from 11 exons. Gene Ontology annotation, cellular component: mitochondrion.